AUGAAUACUGAACAAAGAAGUGAGGCACGUCUGCUUAAAGAAGUUAAAGAGCUUAUAUCAAUCCUAAAAAUGAAAAUUCGAACUGACUGCCCUAAAAAUAAAGUCUAUGAACAACUAACUCUUCGAAUUGACUCACUAGCAAAAUUCGAAGAGCAAGCUAUUUCUGAAAUAAAUUACACAAAAGAACUAGAAGAAGAAGUUUUUCGCUUGAGGAAAACAUGUGAUAAAUUUUCUGAGCUUUCAAGCUCUGUACAGCUGCUGCAUGAAAAUUAUAAAGAAGAAAUCAAAAGUUUGACAAAUGAUAAAAAUCAAUUGGCAAAUGAAAAUUCGCAGCUGAAAUCUUCAAUUCAAGCUGCAAAUGCACAAAUCAGUGUUUUAAACAAAGAAAUAGGGGUAUUAAAGGAAGAAAAUAAAAACCAAAAAGAUCAAUGGGAUAGAGAUCGAGCUAUUUUUGCUCAAGAGCAAAUUGGAAAAAAGGCUCAAGAGCAGAAAUUAUUGCAUGCAUUGGAUAAAUUGGAAAGAAUAAAGAAAUCUAAAAUUCAAGAAGACAAAAGCAUGAUGGAAGAGUGCAUGAAUCUAAAGAGAAGUUUAGAAGAAAUGCAAAAUAGGGUGAGUGAGCAAGAAGAAUUCGAAGAAAUCAUAACUCCCUUCUACUAUAAGUGAGCAAAAAAUAUUUGUACGCUCAUUGAAGAGUUUUUUUUUUGUGAAAAAAAAGUAAUCAAAAUUUAUAUUAUUUUUUCUCGAAAUAAUGAUAGCUUGCAGAAUUUUGAACUAAAAAUGUAAGCUAAUUUAUAAAAUUAUUAUUUUAGAUGCAACCUGUUUAAAAUUUAAUCAUUUACUUAUAAAAUUAAAAAAGUUUUUACAAUGACUUUGAUAUCAUAGUGAGGGAUAAGGGAAAAGGAUGAGCAGAUUGAAGCGUUGAAGAGAAAGUGCAGAUUAUUUGAAAAAGAGUUAAGCCUAAGAGAAGAUGAAGAUGAGUUUUAA
This is a messenger RNA of Blepharisma stoltei, 984 nucleotides long. Lineage: Eukaryota; Ciliophora; Heterotrichea; Heterotrichida; Blepharismidae. The record is from the annotation of a GenBank genome assembly.